UUGACUUAAAAAUUUUAAUAUUUAUGUUUGAAAAUAUUCACUUCAUUACAUAUUUCUAUUCUGAUGAUUUAAUGAAAUAAACUGUAGAAACACUAUGGUUAUGCCAGUAUGGAAGCUUUGGACUCGAUUGCAAUCACAUAAAUCGAGAGGGCGUCAUGAUGUAGAAGAUGAUGCCUUCAAUUUGGACCUUGUGUCAAAGCCUAGAGAAUCAAUUAAAAGAAUUCUUUCUAGUUUGAACCAAACUCAAGGUUUAAGUGAUCAUAAAAAGUUAAAUUUAUUGAACAUACUUGUAAAAUUAUUAUCUACCAUAAAUAUUAAUGACAAUAAUAGUGAAGUUUUUGGAUUUUCCAUAUCAGAUAUUAUGUGUUGUCUUACACCAAGUUUAUUGAGUGAUAGUUCAGAUGUUAGAGCAGCUGGUUUACGAGCACUUCGCCAUUGUAUCAGAAUACCAGAAAACUUAACUACACUUGUACGUUUACGUUUAACAAUAUUAAUAUGCCGGAGUUUGGAACUGCUACUUGAUAAUGAAAAUGAACGUUUACAAGCUCUACGUAUUAUUCGUAAAUCUUGUGCUAUUUGCCCUCAACAAUUUCCUAAAGCAUUUACUCAUUCAUUGUCUGCUAUUGCUAUGUGUUCACAUGGUCCUUCUAAAGAUCAAUUACAUAGAGCCUGUGUAGCAACUCUUUGUGAAUUGUGUUUAUUAAACCCUCAAGCAUUUGUAGCUGGAUGUGGUUUAAAAGCUUUGAGACAUGUUCUGAUAUCUUCCGAGUUACCAUUAAAAAUGGCUGAAUGUGUCUUAGGUACGUUAUUAUGGAUGCUAAAUAACCCAAACACUAGAAAACUAGUAUCAUUUGAUUUUAGUCAACUUGCAUCAUAUUUUACUGAUUUUAAUCCAAUUUCAAAAUCGAGUGAUAAAAACUUAGUUGGUGAAACUGCUCAUGGCACUUUAGUUUCUCUUUUACGUUCUUGGAUUGGUAUACUAUAUUUCUGUGACCCAUCAAAUGACAACUCAAAAAGUGGUUUAUCUUCCAUUAUACAUGCAUUACAUGUUCAAAACUCAAGUAUUAGAAUAGCUAUCAUAAAUCUUUUAAGAGAAAUUCUCGGAUUUAGUCCAGCAGAAUGGGUGGAUGAUAUUGAUACAGUUUUAGAAUCAGUUAAUCCAUAUAAAUAUCAAGAAAAUUAUCAUUUGAAUAAUGGAUAUGUUUAUAUUGAAGCAAUGGAACUUUUACCAAGAUUAAACAGCAACAGGGUAAAUUUAGUGAAUUUACCUCGUUCUCUUUUAGUUAGUUGUUUAUUAGAACUUAAACUAGAUGAAGCUCUAGUUGAAGUUAUACUUACUUCAGAUAGUAUCUUGUCUAUUCAAUCAACUUUACUUCUUGGAGAAUUUCUUCAUCUAGUUGAUACUAUAGUUCCAAAUAAUAAGAAACCCGUUCUUUCAGAUCUUAUAGCUUAUGCAUUAGAAGGAAAGCCUUCUUCUAUAUGUAUCAAUUUAAAUAUAACAACUGAAGCAUAUGAUCAAAUAUUGUGCUCUUCAGAAGAUCGUUUAAUAGUUCAUCCUACAAAACCAUUACAAUCUAAUAAAUCAGAAGUAUUUAUUGGUGAUGAUUUAAAAAAAAAUAAUGCUAUGACUUCCAUAUCUAUUUUGGCUAAAUUACAUAAAAUUCUUACCCAAGAACCAAAUCCUGCAACUAUUAGUUUAUAUCAUGCAAAAAAUUUGUUUGGUCCAAAAAUGAAUAAAUUGAAAACUGGCUCACACAAAAAGUACUUAAAACAUAAAGGAAAUCAAUGUAUCAUGACAAAAGAAUGUGAUGAUUUUGUAAAAGAAUCUGGCGUAUUAAUUGUUAAAGAAGCUGUAGCAUGGAAAUGGGAUCCUAUACGUUCUGCACUUAAAACUAGAAUCAAAGAUAUGAACAAAUUGGAUGAUACAAAUUAUAAUUUAUUCAUACAAAGACUGAUUGAGUAUUUUAAACCAUCUUCAAAAAUGUAUGGUGAUGUAGAACUUCGGCCUGAAGUUCUUCCUCUUAAUUUAUUUACAUUAGCUGCAUUUGAUUUAAUUGAUGACCUCUUAGAUGCUCCAAAUGAAAGUGGAGAAAUUUUUUUGAAUAGUCUAUUAACUGAUAUUUAUCAACAACUUGAAUUAUUAUCAUCUUCUAAUUAUUCUUAUAGUUGUUAUUUAAACCCUCAACGUUUAGGUGCUACAUUAAGUCAACAUUAUUUUUUGAUUAUUGGACGUGUUAGCUCAUCCGAACGAGGAAGAUAUUGUUUAGACAAAACUAAAAUUUUUCCUAUGUUAUUAAAUAUUGCUGUUAGUACCCAGUUAUAUUGUUAUGUCAAACUAAUUGUUUCUUGUUUAGACUAUACAGAAGAUUCAUUUCCAAGAGUAUUAUUAGGUCGUGUUCUCUCUUGUUCUCAACAAAAAUCUAGACUUUAUGCUACACAUUAUUUACGAGCUUUGCUUAGAUUUAAUGCACAUUCUGCUGAAAAUCCUGUUAUAACUGGUCAAUGGAUUCUUGAACUUCUUAUAUUACAAAUAAAUGAUGAUAAUUCUACUAUUUAUAUGGCUGCCUUAGAAGCUCUUGAUGAAGCAUGUGAUUACAAAGAUUAUUUGAAAAUAUUAAUUGUAUCCAAACCAAAUAUUCUUCAUCUUGGGGAUUCAGGUCUAUUAGUACUUAUACGUUUCUUAUCUGAUCCAGCUGGUUAUAAAUACCUAUCAGACUCUGGUUUUGUUACGAAUCAGUUACAUAAUUGGGGAACUCAUUUCAACUUAAAGUAUGUAUUGAUAGUGGAAGGUGAGUUGCAUGACCAAUUGACUCUACAUCAACGUCAUGAAGAUGGACAUUAUAAAACUAGACUUUCUGGCGACAUGUCUAGAAAUAAAAUUCCAUGUAUACCUCAACCUCCUCAUCUUUAUUCUCAAAUGGUUGUACAUGAUUGUGGAUAUCAAGCUUUAAUAAGAGAUAUUUACUUUCGAAGUAUUAUUCAAAUAGUUAUAAAUGCAACUCAAGAAAAUUCAAUAAAUCAGUUGCACUUAAAAGCAGCAUUGUGGGCUAUUGGUCAUUUUGGUUCUGUUUCUCAAGGUGCUUGCUAUUUAGCAAGUAAUGGUGUUAUACAGUCCAUUUGUAAAAUAGCAACUUCUUAUCAAAUUUAUUCAGUAAGAGCAACUGCUCUAUAUGCAUUGUCUUUAAUAAGUGCUAAUAAAUCUGGAGCUAAGCAUCUACGAGCAAUUGGUUGGAAUGUUUUAAGUAGAGUAUUUUUAGAAACUGAUUUUUACAAAAUAACAGAUAGACGAGUAGAAAGCAAUUUAGCAACAACUCCUUCUGAUAGUUCUCAUGGAAUUGUGAGUGAAUGGGUAGAUGAUGUGUGGGACCCUACUAUUCAGAAUAGGAAAAAAUGGUCAACUCUUCCUCGAAGUAGUGCAUCUUGGUCUAGAUAUCAACAGCUUUUAAGAAGUUUAAGCGAAAGCAAAACUAUAGAGAAUAAUGAAAAAUUACAAUUAAAUAAACCUUGUUCCCCUCCUGAUAAUUCAAUUUAUGCUAGUUAUCGUUUAAGAUCUGACAGUAGUUGUACUGUUGAUAGUAGCACUAGUGGUGUAAGUUCAGGUGAAUCAGGUUUUGGAAUGAGACACGCAGAAAAUUAUCAACAUCAAACAUUGAGUCCAAUACCUAGUUCAAGUUCAUUAUCAACCAUUCCAUUACAAAAACCAAUGACAUCUUUAAGCUCAGAAAGUACAAAAUUAUCCAGAAGAAAUUCUUUUGGCUAUAGAACUCUCAAAAUGAUACAAAAAGGAAUGAGUCGAAAAAGUUCAAGAAGUAUGACCAUGCAAUCCCAUUCAACUGCCACUGAUAUGUUUGCUAUGCUUGCUGAGCAUGAAAUUGAUCCUAUGUCACCUUUAAUACGCCCUAAAGAAUUUAGGCAUUCUUUUAGUGUAAAUCACUCACCAUUUGAAUUUGAGUCAGUAUCAUCGUGCUCAUCAAAUAAAAUAUGUCAUCAUCCUGUUAAAGAUUAUUUUAAUGAGUCAUUUUAUGGGGGUGUAACAUUGCCAUCUGACCUAAGUACAUUAUUUUCUACUGUAGAAAAAGAAACUGAAACAGUUCCUACUCCAGAUUGUGAUGAUUCAUCUUCUUGUUUUAAGCCUGUUUCCACAGGUUCAGAAGUUCUUAGUACUGAUGAUUCUGAUACAGAAGUUGCUGCAGAUCCAUUACCAGUAAGAAGGCAACGUAAUCAUAAUCGUGUAUUGUGCAUGCUUUGUUCAGUAAACGAACAUGCAAAUCGUCCAACAACAAGAAAUAGAAAAGUAUCAUCUAGUUCAUUAAGACGAUGUCGAACAGAGACAGAAAGUAGUUAUGGUAUGGGAGUUGAAGGGGAAAGUCCUAUAUUACUUCCAUGGCAACAUAAUAAGUCUUCAUGUCUUCAUGAAGCUUCUGGAUUUGGUACAGGAAGUAAUGAGAGUGGAGCAAGCUCUGAUAUUAGUAGUCUAGCUCAAAGAUCUACUUUAGCUGAUAGAAUAAUUAAAAGUCAUUCUUCAUUACGGAGGGAUAUUCUAAAACUUGUAGAACAAUUACCUAAUCCUGUACUGUAUAAAACAUCCACCCAAAGCUUAUUACAGAUGAAACAGAUGUACAGUGACUUGUUUCAUGAUAUAUGUGUAUAUUCUGAUGUAUGUAAUUUAUUAGCUGAGCAUCAUUACCAUAUUCAGGCUCGACGUUAUAUGCACGAGUUGUUUUUAGAUGCACCUUUUAGAGAGUUAUUUGAAGAACCAGCAGCUAUCAUUGGAAGGCUCAGCCCAUUAGAAACUUCUAAUACAGAUUGCAUGAGUACAGAUGAAGUUGAAAAAGUUCACGGAAAUGACAGUGAACUUGAAGUAAUUAUGGAAGCUGAGACAGAAAAUAAAAGAAGAUCGUCAGAAAUUACAAAUGACUGUAAAUCAAUUGUUUCUAGACAUCGUAAACAAGCAGUAUAUGACUCUUCCAAUCAUUAUUUAUAAGAAUAAUAGAAAAAAAUUGAUUAUAGAAAGUAUUAAAUUAUGUUUUAAUUGUAACUCAUUUUUUUAUUACUAUAAAAAUGAUAAUAAUAAUAUAUUUAUAUAUUAAAUGAAAAAAAAACAAAUUAAUGAAACUAUACUAAUAUUAAAAUGUACUUUUAAACUAAGAUAUUGUGACAAAUUUAUUAAUAUUUAAGUAUUAAUUAACAGUUUUUGUCAUUUCAUAAAAAAUAUUUAUAAUUUUUAUACAAGAAAAAUAUAUAUAUUUAUAAAGUAAUAAUUACUAUACAUUAACAAUUAUAUUCAUUAGGAGAUUUUAUUCAAGAAUAAAUUAAAAUCAUUUUUGAAAGAAAUCAAAAAAUUUUAAUUAAAAGAGCACAUUAGUCAGUUGUUAUUUUAAUUAUAAACUAUUAUACAACUAUAUUUAAGUGCAAGAUGAAUAUUUUAGCCUAUUAAGUUAACUAAAAAAAAAAAAAAUGAAAUGAAACUCAUGAUUAAUAAUACUAAAAUAUUUUUUA
Messenger RNA from Daktulosphaira vitifoliae (grape phylloxera), 5499 nucleotides. RefSeq names its product rapamycin-insensitive companion of mTOR (gene rictor). NCBI's taxonomy places the organism in Eukaryota, Metazoa, Arthropoda, Insecta, Hemiptera, Phylloxeridae. The transcript is spliced from 28 exons. Gene Ontology annotation, cellular component: TORC2 complex. Bases 95 to 4984 code for a protein of 1629 amino acids. Gene Ontology annotation, biological process: TORC2 signaling; positive regulation of phosphatidylinositol 3-kinase/protein kinase B signal transduction. The record is from RefSeq and is a predicted model, not a curated record. Gene Ontology annotation, molecular function: protein serine/threonine kinase activator activity.